Psilocybe cubensis is the source of this 1617-nucleotide messenger RNA. RefSeq lists its product as uncharacterized. Gene Ontology annotation, biological process: carboxylic acid metabolic process. Bases 1 to 1617 code for a protein of 538 amino acids. Gene Ontology annotation, molecular function: isocitrate lyase activity. The transcript has 6 exons. Lineage: Eukaryota; Fungi; Basidiomycota; Agaricomycetes; Agaricales; Agrocybaceae. The record is from RefSeq and is a predicted model, not a curated record.
AUGGCCAGUGAGCAAGCACGUUUCGCCGAGGAAGUCGCACAAGUCGAGCAAUGGUGGAAGAGCCCCCGCUUUGCGCGAGUCACCCGCCCCUACACUGCCGCCGAUGUUGUUGCAAAGAGGGGAACACUCCCAAUCCAAUAUCCUUCCAAUGUCCUAGGCAAAAAACUCUGGUCGACGCUCAGUGAGCACGCUAAGCGAGGGACACCAUCGCACACCUACGGAGCUCUUGACCCCGUCCAGGUGACCCAGAUGGCUAAAUACCUUGAAACCGUCUACGUUUCCGGUUGGCAAUCGUCAAGCACGGCGUCAAGCACAAACGAGCCUGGUCCUGAUUUGGCUGACUAUCCAUCAAACACUGUGCCCAAUAAGGUUGAGCACCUGUUCAUGGCUCAGCUCUUCCACGACCGAAAGCAACGCGAGGCCCGAUCUCGCAUGACUGAGGCAGAGCGUGCCAAGACCCCCGCCAUCGACUAUCUUCGACCCAUCGUCGCGGACGCAGACACCGGUCACGGUGGAUUGACUGCAGUCAUGAAGCUGACCAAAAUGUUUGUGGAGAAGGGUGCUGCUGGAAUUCACGUUGAAGAUCAGGCACCUGGAACCAAGAAAUGCGGUCACAUGGCUGGAAAAGUCCUGGUACCCAUUCAAGAGCAUAUCAACCGACUCGUCGCUAUUCGUCUCCAAUAUGACAUCAUGGGCGUAGAGAAUUUGGCCAUCGCCAGAACCGACUCUGAAGCCGCCACUCUCAUCACCUCUAACAUCGAUGCUCGAGACCACCCCUUCAUUCUGGGUUCUACAAACCCUUCCUUGCGACCAUUGAACACCGUCAUGGUCGAGGCAGAGGCGCAAGGCAAGAACGGGGACCAACUCCAGGCGAUCGAAGAUCAAUGGAUUGCCGCUGCCAACCUGCAACUUUUCUCGACCACUCUCGCCAACGCCCUCAGCAAACAGGGAGAAAGCAAAAGCAAAGUAGACAAAUUUGUUUCCCGCGUCGCCAAUGUCUCGUACCCAGAUGCUGUCGCCAUUGCCCAGAAAGAAUUCGGUCUGAAGUCCGUGCCAUUCUGGGAUUGGGAUAGCCCAAGAACUCGCGAAGGUUACUACCGCUACCAAGGUGGAACUCAGUGCGCUGUUCAUCGUGCUAUCGCUUUUGCUCCCUACGCCGACCUGCUGUGGAUGGAGACCAAGAAACCUAUCUUAGCGCAAGCGCGCGAAUUCGCCCACGGUGUCCAUGCUGCCCGCCCCGGUCACUGGCUGGCGUACAAUCUAAGCCCUUCAUUCAACUGGGAAGCCGCUGGCCUCACAGAUAAUGACAUGAAGGACUACGUUUGGGAGUUGGGAAAACUCGGCUUUGUCUGGCAAUUUAUUACACUUGGUGGACUCCACUCCAACGCCUACAUCUCGGAUAUCUUCGCUCAAAAUUUCGCCAAGACUGGUAUGAAGGCAUAUGUAGAACUUGUACAAAGAAGAGAGCGAGAGAUUGGUUGUGAUGUUCUUACCCACCAGAAGUGGAGUGGCGCUGACUACGCCGACAACUUGAUCAAGACUGUCACAGGGGGUGUUUCUUCGACUUCUGCGAUGGGCGCUGGGGUAACAGAAGCUCAGUUCACUGCCAAACUGUAA